UGAGAUUGUUAUAUGCACAAAUAUAAUAAAUAAAAUAAAAUGUAAAAUUUUUUUAUUUAUUUUUAUUUUUAUUUUUUUUUAAGAUUCAUGAAUUUUAGCUGUAUAUUAAAUUCCAUCAAAUUGAAAUGAAUGAUCCUUACAUAUAUAUUUUUUUAAUCCUUACAUAUUAUUCGUAUUCUAAAUUAAGAAAUAUUAGACUUAGCCUAAUGAAACAAGGGAAUGGACCAUUACCUUAUGUUUUUGUGAUUUGUAGCCUAUUCGUAAAUGUAAAAAAAAAAAAAAAAAAAAGAAAAGAAAAGAAAAGAAAAUGUUUACAUUUAUGAAUACGAAUCAUAUAAACUAAAUAGUGCAUUCCCUUGUUCCAUUAAGAUUUAUACAAAAUGUUUUAUUAAGCUCUAGUUUUUUGUUUGUUUGUUUUGUUUUUUACUCAUUCAGAAGCGGAAGUCGAUAUAAACUUUUAUAGCAGUGAAUGAGAGACUUCAUUAAAUAUAUUUUUUUGUGUUUCAAUUUGCGCAAAUAGCAAAAGAAAAACUCCACAAUAGUGUUUUAACAACUUUCAAAAAGAGGGAAAAAUAGAGAGCGAUUGAUAACUGCAGUCAGAUGAGAGAAAGAUGUCAUUUUUACCGUCUCCGCUGUAGAAACACACUCAGCUGCGUUUAACUUUUUUUUUUUUGUAAUUUGAAGCAAAGGUAAUAUAAUACUAAUUAUAGUGUUAUAAAUGUACAUACACUUUUUAAAAAAAUAAUAAAAUAUAAAAAACUUUACAAGAUCCGUGAUACUGGUGAUGACCGUUAAAAUGCGUCAUCACAAUUUGUAAAAAAAAAAAAAGAAAAAAGAAAAAAAAAGGGGUCUAUUUGAUGGAAUUUUAGUAUACAAUUUAAGGUUAUUUUUUAUCAUGUGUGUAGUAAAUAUCAUUUAUUAUUGUUUAAAUAUUUUCAUAAUAAAUAUAUAAUUACUCAUAAGUACCGGUACUACUUUCAUGUUUCUCAUAUCACUCCGCGAUCUCGCUCUCGUAACUGGCGCCUUUUUUGCGUGUGAAAGGAUUCCAGGUGCUGUUCCGAUUUCUGACCCCUGCCAGAUUAUUACAGAAAAACACAAAUCGAGAUAAAUAAUUCAUGGCUCCUGAGGCACAGAACAGCGCUGGAACAUUCUAGGAAAGAUAAGGGAUUCUGAUGAGUGCUGAUACUUGGCAUGUAACGCCACACGUAACAGAAAAUUGCACAAAGACAGCAUCUCCUCCACAGUGAUGUACAGCCUGCAGCCACGGAUCUCUCAGUGACAGUCCACUCUGGCCAUAUUUUGAGUGAGAACAAUGCUUCACAAGAAGACUUCAUGCCAACAACCACCCUCAGGAAAAAAGAGCAAGAAAGGUAGUGAGAGACAGAGCAGGCUUGAGUCAUACUGAUGUGUUUACAGUAGCAGCAAUACACACAAACACGCCACCAAACACCGUCAGGCUCUAGGACCCUGUGCUCUACUGAAAAGAGCCAAGGAGAGAGGGGGAAAUGUGGGGGGUGGAUUGGAGCGCAAAAAGACAGUGGAGGAGGGAAAGAGAGAUGUGGAGAGAAAAGAGGAGAGGAAGAUGCAAAGAGCCGCUUCGCUGCUGUAGUUUGGAAGUCUCGCCAGGGGGACUUAGAAGAGCAUUGGUGGUAUAAAUACCCAGCAUAAACAGGAUUAAAAGAGCAACUACUGACUCCAUCAGAGAAGUGUGAAGUGAGAGAGACAGGCAGAGAGAGAAUAAAGUGUAAGCAUCAGCAGCGGUGUGUACUGCAGUGUGUUUCUACACACUACAACGCUCAACUUGGGAGACAACAACUGUCACUUCUCAACCAGCUUCAAGUGAACUCUUUUACUCUAACACCAUCCCGUCUCUCUCUCUCUCUCUCUCUCUCUCCAUCCAUCAGACACGCUUGUACACACAAAUUGAGAAUAUAUCUUGGUGCUAAAGUAUUGCUGAAGUUCAAUCUGGGCCGCUGGAUUCAUCUGUGUGAGUUCAGCAGCAGUGGGACACUGGACACACACACACACACACUUCACGGACACCAGCGCAGAGUUCAGCAUCAAAUGAAAGAGCCCAGUCCAAGUGUCAACAUGAGAGGUGAGAGGUGCCAGACACGGCUCUGAGAGACUUCACUCGGCUGGGAGAGCGUGGCGUAUUAAAAAUACAGGUCCCCACAUGAGCUUUCUGGUCUCGGCUAGUGCUAUAAAUCAAUACCCAAGCACUCUGAUUUCUUCAUCAAGACAUUUCUACUCGGCUACAAACGGAAUGGGUUUCUUGAGCGCUUGCUGACCAGAAGACGUACUCCAGAGGAUACUAUUUUUGUGGACGUCAGAAGUCUAUUUCACACCACGGCUCUGAAAACACACCGGGAGACAAAAACGAUAUAUUUAUAUAUAGGUGCAUAGCUGUUAAAACUGAUACGUCUUUCAACCACUUGUCAAUGUUCUUUUUUUGAACUUCCUUCAAAGAUUUUGGCACUUCAGAGAAUAUUCCUAUCAGCUUUGGUCUGUCUAAAUCGCAGCUAUUUUUAUUCCACUACAUAUUUAGAUAAAAAGUCUCCCAUUACAGAAUUCUGUUCAAAACAUUUCAGUCCUCUCGUCUGAAUGGGUGAGAGCAGAAGGGAGGUUCACGCUUAAAAUCCUCACAAUUUCACAACCUGUCUACAGUGGGUUGCUAAUCACGGUGUUCCAUCAUCAGAAAUGACUUCCAUCUUCUUUUUUUUCAUGCAAAAUGAAGCACAUUAGCAUAUUUAUGGGCUGAGAUAUAACCAAUCGUGUACAGCGUGCUACAUGGAUCUUGCAUUCAGUCAUCAAGCCAAGGAACAAAUGGCUUCUGACAUGUGAAGAAAAUGGAAUAUUCAAGAGCUUCACGCACUUAAACACAUGCACUAGAUGGAGGAGAUGGAGGAGCAUAUGAGUUAAUUUCCCCGCUUGUAUCUGUGUGAAAUCAACCAAAAAGUCUUCAAUUUAAACUGCUGUGUCACUGCUUUCAUAUAAAUGACACAUUCUUAAAAAUACAACUCUGGGCCAGAUCAGCCAGAAAACAUUAGUUGAUGUCAAAUCCAGAACUCUCAAAAUGGAGAAUUUGGAUGAACUAGAACAUCCAUUAUUGGGCGACAGCCCCAAAAACUCAAGAGGAACAGCCACCAGUGGUGGUGGACUGUUCAAAGGCAUGUUGAUGAGAAACGAGGAGGACAAAAGACCGCCCCCUCUGGACUGGAGAAAUUAUUGCAGUUCUACAGAUAUUCAACAGCAGCAGCUACUGGAUCCGUGUUCAUUGCCUAGCACUCUAGAGACUCUUUAUCCUCCUACUACCAUUUGGGCUGCUGCUGACUCCCUGGGCAUCCACAGUAAGGAGUACCUGGAAACCACCUUUGUGGACAUUGGACCUGGUUCACCGUUGGAAAGGAAGUUGCUGGCAGAGACAAGAGAUGUUCAUAGUGUAUCUUACAGCAUUGAAGAUGGGGAUGACCUUUUGCCGGACUUUGAGGACUCCUCCAGCGAUGACUUCAGUGAUACAGACAGUGAGAGCAACUUUCCCAUCAUGAUCCCUCAAGAUUACCUGGGCCUGGCUUUCUUCUCCAUGCUCUGUUGUUUCUGGCCUCUGGGCAUUGCUGCGUUCUAUCUUUCCCAAAAGACGAACAAAGCAUCAGCACAAGGAGAUUUCCAGGGUGCCAGCGCAGCAUCUCGGCAGGCUCUGUGGCUCUCUAUCCUUUCAAUCGUCUUUGGCAUCAUCACUUACACCUGUGCCGUUGCUGCCCUGAUCUCCUAUCUGUCCGGGAAACCACCUUAGGGACUACCGCAUUGGUAUCCUCUCUCGAAUCUUCCAGAAACACGCCUCCCUGAUUCCUAAUCACACAAACCGCUGCUCUUUACAUACUCACAUUCAUCUACACCUGUAAUAAGUACAUUCGUUCCGCAGAGACGGCACCUUUGUAACAUUUUCUGCAACUUCACCGUGGUCAUAUUAGAGUCUGAAGCUCAGUAGAACAAGGAGAUGUUUCAGAUCGUAACUGUGCAUUAGAUUAGAAAAAAUCAAGUCAUUUGGAGAGAGGGUAGAUUAGUAUUUGGGUAAAAAAAAAAAAUGAUUGCACCACAUCAGAAAGAGAGACCUGCACUCUGUCUUGGCGCUUGUGUAUAACAGGGGAGGGAGUGACUGAGGCCUAAGGGUUUUUUAGAAGGGAACUUGACAAGGACAGCGAGAUCAGGAGAUCACAACGGACUUGGCUGUGAAACAGCAGGACUUGCCCUCUGAGGCACAUGACUCGAGCAAACUGGGUCAUUUUCUAUCUGAGCUCUGAAGCUGGUCAUUGAACCACUCUCCAAACUGAAAAUACCACCGUAAAUGACUUUAGAACUCUGUUAGAUAGAAAACAGGUUCAAGUAAGGCAAAUGUUCAUAUGCGAUGGGAAAAAUACACACAUAUAUAUACUUCAGCUUCCACUGAGUCAUGCUGUUAUGAGAAGCUUCUUCUGCAGGACUCUAUUCAUAGCUUGAUAAAUGUAGACUCUCCAUUUUUCCACCCACCAACAAAACUGUCACUUCAUAUGACUCAGCUAAACCAUACCUGCAAACUCCGGACUGGUGAAAAAGGUGAUAAAUCAGUAAUUUAUAAAUGAUUUUAUAUCUUCUAUAUAAUUGGUCUGAACAAAAAUGGCAGAAUGAAGAUGCAAAGUCACUAUCUGGCAGUAGAUGGCACUUAUGGAAAAGCAGAAAUACAGCGGUUACCCCUGUGCAUAAAGCAGCGCUUAUAAACACCACUGUGUUUACAGAGGUAGGACGAAAAGAAAAUGACAUUGAAAUGUUUUUGAAGACUGUUCCCUAGAGACACAUUCAUAUAAAGUGAAGCUUCUUCUGCAGGAUUAUUCUUAGCUUGAUAAAUGUAGACUCAAUUUUUCUACCUACUAACAAAACACCUAUGAUUCAGCUAAACCAUUCCUGCAAACUCUGGACCGGCGAAAAAGGUUACAAAUCAGGAAACAGCAGUUGAAAUAAUUUCGAAAAAUUCUCAUAAUUGACUAGAACUACGUGUUGUUUUGGUAGAAAUGUUGUUUGAAACAACACUAAUGUCUAUGGUAAUAGCCUAAACUGUAAAAUGACCAUAAAAGCAAUUAUUUUAAGAGUUCUUAUGAGUCAAAAUUAUAAGUGAUUAUGUAUUUUAUAUAAUUGGUCUGAACAAAAAGUGCAGACUGGCUGUAUGAAAAUGCAAAUUCACUCCCUGACAGUAAGUGGCGCUUAUGGAAAACAGAAAUACCUCAGUAAACAAAGCAGUGAUGCAAUAACAAAUGGCAGUUUGCAAUAUCAAGCAGCAUAACCAGUGUUGGGUAUGUUACUGUAAAAAAGUAAUUCAUUACUAUUAAUUACUUCUUCAACAGUCCAAUUAGAUUACUGUGCCAAUUACUCUCUCUAGAAAGUGUUGCAUUACUUAUUAUUACUAAUUACCUUUUAAAUCCCAUAUCAACCUCGACCAGUUGAACAAAGUAUUUAAAGGGAGGAGGUUACGUUAAAAACAUACAUUUUACGUUAAAUGUUUGUUAAAUCCACUAUUGUUUUAUAUAGAAUUGUUCUAUGUAGUCUAUACACUCUAAAAAAUGCUGGGUUAAAAACAAC
Megalobrama amblycephala (Wuchang bream) is the source of this 5610-nucleotide messenger RNA. RefSeq names its product transmembrane protein 91 (gene tmem91). The record is from RefSeq and is a predicted model, not a curated record. The transcript has 6 exons. NCBI's taxonomy places the organism in Eukaryota, Metazoa, Chordata, Actinopteri, Cypriniformes, Xenocyprididae. The coding region runs from base 3077 to 3793 and encodes 238 amino acids. Gene Ontology annotation, cellular component: intracellular membrane-bounded organelle; membrane.